Drosophila obscura is the source of this 5218-nucleotide messenger RNA. It is a transcript of the gene mtd, whose product is annotated as TLD domain-containing protein 2. NCBI's taxonomy places the organism in Eukaryota, Metazoa, Arthropoda, Insecta, Diptera, Drosophilidae. The record is from RefSeq and is a predicted model, not a curated record. The transcript has 21 exons. Gene Ontology annotation, biological process: response to oxidative stress. Gene Ontology annotation, cellular component: nucleus. Bases 648 to 4736 code for a protein of 1362 amino acids.
UUUGCAACGAACGCAACACCGUAGCUCCCGAUCUCCCCCCCAAAAUAAAAAGCAACAAAACCCCAAUUGAGAGUCGGCGCCAAACGAAAUCGAAAGAGUAACCGAAACAGAAACAGAGUCUUUUACAGCUCUUCCGCUCCACAAAACAGUUAAAUUGGAGAAAAAGUAAAAGAAAUAGAAAAAGCCAAGAAGGCGGGCGACAAAAAACGCGCGCGCAUCUGUGCUAAAUAAUAUAAAAAUAAAAUUUAUGAAAAGUGCAGCCAGCAAGCAGAAGUCACGAAGAAAAAUUAACCCAGCAACUUAUCUGCUCUUCGUCAAAUGCCCAAAGAGUUCAAAGAAGGAGCUAAACUAAAGCAUAAAUAAAUACAUACAUGAGAAAAUAGUUUAAAUCAUUAUUUGCGAGUGUGUUCGGUGCAAAAAUCAACGAAAGUGCAAAAAAGUGCAAUUCAUCUCGAUGAGAAAUGUGACUAAAAAAAUCAAAGAAAAUCAGUUAAUAAAUCCCAUAUAAAUAGGAGGAGAGAGCGAAGCUGAAACACCCAAAGACAACGAUUAAAAGCGCAUAGCGGUAAACUCUCACUCCCCCGAUUAAGCGAGUGAAACCAGAACCGAUAGACGAUAUCCGAUUUCCGAUAUCUGAUAGCCACAACAUGAGCAUCAUCGAUAACGGAAAGUAUCGCCUGCGCAAAGACUGGGCCAGCGCCUCGAUACCAUCGCUGGUGAACAUCGACGAGCACGAAGGCGAUGCCGCCGAUGAGAGCAGCCUGAACAUCACAGCCCCACUGCCGCCCCAAAAGCCGCCGCGACGCAGUUCCCUGGCGCUGGGCCUCUUCUCGGGCCUCAAAUCGGACAAAAGCCAAAAGAGACGCAGCUCCAUUGCAGUCUCUUUUCUACGUCGCGAUAGCAGUAAGAACUCUACCAAAGACUCGUAUGAAUCGGCUGUGCGCAGCGAGAAGAGCGACGGCAGUGGCACUCCCACCAACAGUCCCGAGAUCCCUGUAUACAGCUCGGAGGAGAAUAUACGCGCCAGUUCCCCGAAUGACCCCGGCAAACAGACAUAUUUUGAGGAUGGCAGCCAGACGCCGCGUCCUGUGCUCCAGGGCCUUAACUCCUCCUAUGAGGCGGCGCCCCAGCGUCGUCGUCGCAGCUCCCUGCAGACGAAACUUGAUCGCCAUCGGCGCAAGAAAAUGGAGUACAUAAAUCAGCGGAGUCUCGACUCCACGGCGGGCAUGACCUACAGCGAGUCCCAGAGCGACCUCACGAACGAUAGUAGCGUUGCCCGGCAUGCCGAUGACGAGGAGGAGAACGAGGACGAUGAUAUCAUUGAUCCCCGCGAGCAUGGGGAGUACUUUCCGCGCGAGAAGCGACACUCCUGGUGGAAUAUAUUUGUGCCAGAUAAUUUCAAAAACAGGUCACGUAGGGCUAGUCAAGAUGUUUCCAGUUUGUCACGCAGUGUUGACAAUUUGGCGAUACCCGUUCGCAGGAGCAAAUCGCGUAGCGUGGAUCAUGGCCUGGCGGCUCCGUUUGACUUGGAUUCGCUGCGCUCAAAGGUGGAGCAGCGUUUCGAGAGUGUGGACAAGCUAUCAAGGCAAAAGUCUUCAUUGCCCACCAUACCCACCAUUUCCUAUACCGUGGGCAAUCGCGACACAUUGACCUCGGUGGCGGCCCGCUUCGAUACGACCCCAUCGGAGCUGACGCACCUGAACCGAUUGAACAGCUCCUUCAUCUAUCCGGGACAGCAGCUGCUGGUGCCCGACAAGAGUGCCAAAGAUGAGGAUGGAGCCAGCAGCUCCACCAACGAGGGGGCCGACGGCGGGGGCAGCAUCUCGGGCAAGUCCAGUCCCAUUGAGCGCAAGCUGUCUGGCGACGAGAGCCGGGAAAGAGACAUACUGGAGGGUCUGCGCCCCGGAUCCCCCAAGCCGGGCCACAUCGAGCGCGUGGGCGGCAACAGCCAGGCCGAGGACGAGGCCAACAAGAGCGAUGAUCCGGUCAUUACGCAACGCUUCCUCAAGAUCAACGUCCGUCACAUCACCGACGGCCAGGGCGUUGUGGGCGGCGUCCUGCUGGUCACCCCCAAUGCCGUCAUGUUCGAUCCGAAUGUCAGCGAUCCGCUGGUGAUCGAACACCAGGCGGAGAGCUACGGCGUGAUUGCUCCCAUGGAUCUGGUGGUGAAUGCGGCCAUUUUCCAUGACAUUGCGCACAUGCGUGUGGUGGGUGGAGCCGGUCCCAGUGUUGCUGCCGGCAGCUGCGAGGCGGAGAAGCCAGAGAUCUAUUAUCCGAAACCAGUAUUAGUCGAGGAGGACUCCAAGGAGUUGUCCGAGCAGCAGCCGCUGAUGGGCGACGAUGCCGAUGCCAGCAAAGAGCGUUUGGAGGCUGAAAUUGGUUCGUUGGAGAUUACCGAUGACCAGGAGUCACUCUGCUCCAGCACUGGACGCGAUGGUGAUGCCUUCCCCAAGGCCUUUGAGCGUGAACGUAUUGAGGACUCUUCGUUGGAAGCCAAAGAUAGCGCUAAGACUGACGCUGAGGAUGAGGAUAAGAAAACUGGCCUGGCCCUGAUAGACACUCGCACCACCCUGGAGGAGAGACGCAAGAGUCUGUUGGACCAUCACUGGGCUAUUCCGAGCAAAGACCGCUAUUGUUUGUCUAAUUCCCGAAGAUCAUCGGAAGACGAGGCCGACAACGAGUCCAACAUCACUGUGGAUAGCGGUGCCCGCAGCCAGGAUCCCCUCUCUGCUACCAGCUCGGUGAGCGGUGUACCACACAGCAGCAUAACCCUAGGGGGAUCUGCCGCCGGCACUACUUCUGGAGCAGCAGCAGCAGCUAUGUCUGGGGGACAGUUUCCAGGCGCCGGCAUGCUGCCACCACCAUCGGGCAUUGACCUGGAGCACCUGGAGCAGCUGUCGAAGCAGUCGUGCUACGACUCGGGCAUCGACAUCAGGGAGCCCGUGCCCAACGUACAGCCGAUACCAAAGAAAACCGUUUACAGCGACGCUGACAUUGUCCUCAGCUCGGACUGGGUACCACCGAAAAACAUUGUGCCGACGCACUUCAGCGAGUCGCCGCCACGCAGCACCAUUCUGGGACAGAGCCUAGACGCUGGUGCCGGUGCUGGCGGGGCACGCAAGAAGACCUCCAGCGUGAGCUUCAGUGUGGACGAUGAGGCCGCACAGCAGGCCCAGGUGCAGGCACAGGUGGCGGCCACUUUGGCCAGUGACAAGCAGUCGGAGAAGAAGAACAAGAUGCUGAAGCGCCUCUCGUACCCCCUCACGUGGGUCGAGGGCCUCACCGGCGAAGGCGGAGCUGUGCCAGCCCCUGGCAGCGGCACCGGCAGCCUCAACAAGUCGGCGGACACUGAUUCGGCGCCCAACACGGGCGACUCCAAUCAGAGUGUCUUUUCGAAAGUAUUCUCAAGCUCGCCCAUUACUCUGGUGUCAGAGCUGGGCGGGAAUCUGUUUUCGAAAACACCGUCCGAAGACUCUGGUGGCUCGCCAGUGCCGCCAUUGACUCCGCAUUCGACACAUUCCGAGGGUCAUAUGACCUAUGGACGUUCCUCAAUUGGUACCUUUAUACGUCCGCAUUCGUCGGAGGGAACCUCGUCCAGCACCAAACUGAAGGAAGCCAAGCAGGCGCCCAAGCUGGACUAUCGUUCCAUGGUCUCCAUGGAUGACAAACCCGAACUAUUUAUCAGUGUGGACAAACUCAUCCCACGUCCGGCAAGAGCCUGUCUUGACCCACCUUUGUAUUUGCGCCUGCGCAUGGGCAAGCCCAUUGGCAAGGCCAUACCGCUGCCAACCUCUGUCAUGUCCUACGGCAAGAACAAGUUGCGCGCCGAGUAUUGGUUCAGUGUGCCCAAAAAUCGCGUUGAUGAGCUCUAUCGGUUCAUAAACACCUGGGUGAAACACCUGUACGGUGAGCUGGACGAAGAGCAAAUCAAGGCGCGUGGCUUUGAGCUGAUCCAGGAGGACACUGAGUGGACAAAGAGCGGCACCACCAAGGCUGGCCUCGGCGGCGGCAGCCAGGAUGGCGAAGAGAUCAGCGACCUCACCCGCGAGUCCUGGGAGCUUAUAAAGGCACCGUUCGCCAAGACCUACAAGAUCAUUAAAACGGCUUCCCAUGCCGCAUCGCAUGACUUGGAAAUGUUGGGCGGCGAGGUGCUGUCCAUGAGCACAGAUGAAUAUCGCAAGACCUCACUGUUUGCGACUGGUUCCUUCGACCUGGACUUCCCCAUUCCCGAUCUGAUUGGCAAGACAGAGAUCCUCACCGAGGAGCAUCGCGAGAAGCUCUGCUCUCAUCUGCCAGCUCGUGCGGAGGGCUACUCCUGGUCCCUGAUCUUCAGCACAUCGCAACAUGGUUUCGCCCUCAACUCCCUGUACCGCAAGAUGGCGCGCCUGGAGAGUCCAGUUUUAAUUGUCAUCGAGGACACAGAUAAUAAUGUAUUUGGUGCCCUGACCUCCUGCUCGCUGCAUGUGUCGGAUCAUUUCUAUGGCACCGGCGAGUCCCUGCUCUACAAGUUCAAUCCCAGCUUCAAGGUAUUCCAUUGGACUGGCGAGAACAUGUACUUUAUCAAGGGCAACAUGGAGAGCCUGUCGAUUGGCGCCGGAGAUGGUCGCUUUGGUCUGUGGCUUGAUGGAGAUCUCAAUCAGGGACGAUCACAGCAUUGCAGCACAUACGGCAAUGAGCCACUGGCGCCACAAGAAGACUUUGUUAUCAAAACACUCGAAUGCUGGGCAUUUGUUUAAGUGAAUUUCUGUUGAAAGCAGCAACCAACAAACACAUAACACAUACAACACACACACACAUAUUUAUGGCGCCAUCCGCCUACCUACCUAUUUAAUUAAUUAUAUGUACUAAACAAAAACGAUAAAGAUAAUCCAACAACCUGAGAAUGAUGUCAAAAGCUAGUGUGCGUCUAAGAAAACCCUAAGAAAAGUCCACACAGCCUCCCCCAAAAAAAAAAAACCAACCCAAUCCACAAACUCCCUGGAAAGGAUUACAGGAAAAACAGCCUGUGAUAAUUUCAGGGGAGCUUGAGCGGAAAGCGUUUUUCGUUGAGGAGUUAGGUCUAUGCGUUUGAACGUAUUAAUUAUUUAGUUUUUAUAUUAUAUACUAUUAAACGAGAAGCAACUAAAUUAUGUGUUAGAUUUAAACAAGGCAUGAGAAAACCCAAAACCCAAUUCCCUUGAAGGCAAAAAAAAAAACAAGCGACACGCGGCUGGAAAAA